Rhinolophus ferrumequinum (greater horseshoe bat) is the source of this 6559-nucleotide messenger RNA. Its product is annotated as acylphosphatase-1. NCBI's taxonomy places the organism in Eukaryota, Metazoa, Chordata, Mammalia, Chiroptera, Rhinolophidae. Gene Ontology annotation, biological process: mismatch repair. The record is from RefSeq and is a predicted model, not a curated record. The transcript has 14 exons. The coding region runs from base 121 to 4797 and encodes 1558 amino acids. Gene Ontology annotation, cellular component: mismatch repair complex. Gene Ontology annotation, molecular function: ATP binding; ATP-dependent DNA damage sensor activity; ATP hydrolysis activity.
CUUGACCCGGUGUCCGGCCAACUCUACAGCUUCGUCCAGCCCAGCCCUUGGGGAACAAGGGAGGGGACGGGAGAGGUUUUUCUGGGGCUCCAUCAAAGAACUAGUAUUUUUCUGAGAGCGAUGACCCCAGACCCCGUGGUGUGCCCUUCUCGGGCAAAAGACGGCGCCCCUAGAUGUGCCCUGGAGUCGUUCAGCCGCAGGAUUCCGAUGUCCGCCCCCGUAGCGGUAGUGAGCCUGCUGAUAGUCUUGCUUAGCACGCUCGGCUGCUUCGUGCGCGCCCCAGGUUUGAGCAUGAGUAUGGCAGAAGGGGACACCCUAAUAUCGGUGGAUUAUGAAAUUUUUGGGAAGGUGCAAGGGGUGUUUUUCCGCAAGUACACUCAGGCAAUUAUUUCUAGUCAGAGAAGGAAACCAGUGCCUGGCAUUCUCACCAGCUUUCUACCUGCCAUGAUCAAGUGCUUGUCAGUUGAAGUACAAGCCAAACUGCGUUCUGGUUUGGCCAUAUGCUCCCUCGGCCAGUGUGUGGAGGAGCUUACCAUCAACAGUAUUGAUGCUGAAGCGAAAUGUGUGGCUGUCAGGGUGAAUAUGGAAACCUUUCAAGUUCAAGUGAUAGACAAUGGCUUUGGAAUGGGAAGUGAUGAUGUAGACAAGGUAGGAAAUCGUUAUUUCACUAGUAAAUGCAACUCCGUACAGGACUUGGAGAACCCAAGGUUUUAUGGUUUUCGAGGGGAGGCCUUGGCCAGUAUAGCUGACAUGGCCAGUGCUGUGGAAAUUUCAUCCAAGAAAAACAGGACAAUGAAAACUUUUGUGAAACUGUUUCGGAAUGGAAAAGCCCUGAAAUCUUGUGAAGCUGACUUGACUAGACCAAGUGCUGGGACAACAGUAACAGUAUAUAACCUAUUUUAUCAGUUACCUGUAAGGAGGAAAUGCAUGGAUCCUAGACUGGAGUUUGAGAAGGUUAGACAGAGGAUAGAAGCUCUCUCACUCAUGCACCCUUCCAUUUCUUUCUCUUUGAGAAAUGAUGUUUCUGGUUCCAUGGUACUUCAGGUCCCUAAAACCAAAGACGUAUGUUCCCGAUUUUGCCAAAUUUAUGGACUAGGUAAGUCCCAAAAGUUAAGAGAAAUCAAUUUUAAAUAUAAGGAGUUUGAGCUUAGUGGCUACAUUAGCUCUGAAGCACAUUACAAUAAGAAUAUGCAGUUUUUGUUUGUGAACAAAAGGCUAGUUUUAAAGACAAAGUUGCAUAAACUCAUUGACUUUUUAUUAAGGAAAGAAAGUAUUAUAUGCAAGCCAAAAAAUGUCUCUGCCAGUAGGCAAAUGAAUUCAAGUCCUCGGCAUCGGUCUCACCCAGAGCUCCAUGGGGUAUAUGUAAUCAACAUGCAGUGCCAAUUCUGUGAAUAUGAUGUAUGCAUGGAGCCAGCAAAAACUCUGAUUGAGUUUCAGAACUGGGAUACGGCUUUGGUGUGCAUUCAGGAAGGAAUAAAAAUGUUUUUAAAGAAAGAAAAAUUAUUUGUGGAAUUAUCAGGUGAGGACAUUAAGGAAUUUAGUGAAGAUAAUGAUUUCAGUUUAUUUAGUGCCACUCUUCAGAAGCAUGUGUCCUCUGAUGAAAAGUGUGACCAGGUCAGUUUCCAGGAAGCAUGUAAUAAUAUUUCGGAUUCCUAUGAAAUGUUUAAUUUGCAAUCAAAAGCUGUGAAAAGAAAAGCUACAGAAAGCAUAAAUACACAGAAUUCUAGAGAGUCAGAAGCUAUCAGAAAAAAGACAAACAAUUCAUUUUUGUACACUUAUGAAUCAGAUGGCCCAGGCCAUGGUAAAAUGACAGAGUCAUCUUUACAAAACAAAGAUAGCUCUUGCUCAGAAUCAAGGAUCUUAGAACAAGAGAGAGCGGAAGCAUCAGAAUCAGGAGAAAAGGAGAAACAUAAAAAAUCUUGUUUGGAGUUAAACUCUUCCGAAAAUCCAUGUGGAACCAGUUCAGAAAUGUUUGCAAGCCCUUUUCAGACAUUUGAGGAGACUGGAGAAGAUCACGAAAUACAGAACGUAAGUACUACUGUUAAUGGCCUGUCUGCCGCCGACAUCCUGAAAACUAAUAGAAUUCAGAAUCAUUCAGAACUAGAGACAUUUAAAGAUGCUACUGAAAUGGCAUGCCAACCUCUGCCUUUUGAGACAACAUUACUGAGAGUACCUGGUGCUCAGAGAGAGGAAGAGAAAAGAAGAAAAGAACCUAGUAAUUGUGGAAGAAUAAACGUUUUUAGUUAUAGACAAGUAAAAUUAUGUUCCACUGGCUUUAUAACUCAUGUGGUACAAAAUGAGCAAACUAGGUCAACUGAAGCAGAACACUUAUUUAAAAAUUGCAUUCGACCUGGACCUGUGAGUGCCAAAGAAACAUUUGGAAAUAGAACAUGCCAUUCACUUGAGACCCCAAACAUCAAAGAUUUAACCAGCACUUUAAGUAAAGAAUUUGCUCAACUGCCCGACGAAAAAUUGUGCAGAACAAAUAUAAGUUAUGGGCUAGGGAACAAGCCUAUAGCAACUUAUAAAAAUUUUGCUACUUUUCAGGAAGGUAGUAAAAAAUCACACACAGGUUGCUUAUUACCUGACACAUCCUCUUUCUCUUGGUGUAGGCAUGUUUCAAAUGGUAGUAAGAGAACAGAUAAGUUGAUUGGUUCUUCCAGACCCAUAGCCCAUAAGAAGCUAAACUUAAGGUCACAGCUAGGAUCUUUAGAGAAGUUUAAGAGACAAUAUGGGAAAGUUAAAAAUCCUCUGAAUACAGAAGUAGAGGAAAAUAAUAAUUUUGAAACGACUACCAAUCUCAGUCCUCCAGUUGAACCUGACAUGCCACAGAGAGACAAAAACCACUUAGACAAUUCUGAUGUUUGUGAAAUCACUGCUAUGAAACAUAAUGAUUCAAAUAGCAAUUGUCAACCAGUAAGUCACAUCCUUUAUUCAGAAAAGUUUCCAUUCUCCAAGGAAGAAGACUAUUUGGAACCACAGACGCCUUGCGUAAGAGAAAGUCCUAUAACUCUAAAUGAGUUACCACAUUUUAACAGAAAAUCGUUGGAUAUUGAGAAGUCACCUGAAUCACUAGCUUCUAAAUUAUCCAGAAUGAAAGGUUCUGAAAGAGAGACUCAAACAAUGGAGAGGAUGAGUCAUCUUGAACUUCCACAAUCAGAUUCCAGUAGGAAAGGCAGUGACUUGUGCAGUGGGUUAUCCCUAGAUUCUUGUAAGUUACUUAAAAACGAGCAGAAAGAAACAGAGAGUAUCAUCAUCCCAAUGUCAGACACUGUCACGCAGGAUAAUUCUUUCAAUAAAGAUAGUGAAGCUUAUUCAAAGAACAAUGUAACAGAGAACUCUGAGAUACCAGAAACUCCUUUGGUGUUACACUAUAAUAAAGGCUCAGAUGUUCUUAUAGCUUCAGAACAGCAGAUAGGAAGUCCUAACUCUCCCAGCAGAAUGUUAAUGACUCGCAUGGACGAUUCCACAGCCAACCCAAAUGGAACUUGUUUUCAGAGUGAGGAAUCUAUAGCAAGAACUUGUUCUGCCAAUGAAGAGUCAAGCACAGGUUCUUUGGAUUGGCAGCAGCACUUUGAUGUCGCCUUGGGAAGAAUGGUUUACAUCAACAAAGUAACUGGACUUAGCACAUUCACUGCUCCUUCUGAGGACGUUCGGGCUGCUUGUACUAAGGACCUGACAACUGUGGCUGUGGAUGUCAUGCUUGAGAAUGGAUCUCAGUACAGGUGUCAUCCUUUUAGAAGCGACCUUGUUCUUCCUUUCCUUCCUAGAGCUCGGGAAGAGAGGACUGGGAUGGGACAGAAUAACAGAGAUACUGUGGAUGACGCGGUUGGUAGCGAAUCACUUCAGUCUUUGUUCUCAGAAUGGGACAAUCCAGUAUUUGCCCGUUAUCCAGAGGUUGCUGUCGAUGUAAGCAGUGGUCAGGCAGAGAGCCUAGCAGUUAAAAUUCACAACAUCUUAUAUCCUUAUCGCUUCACCAAAGAAAUGAUUCAUUCGAUGCAGGUUCUCCAGCAAGUGGAUAACAAGUUUAUUGCCUGUUUAAUGAGCACUAAGACUGAAGAGAAUGGUGAGGCAGGUGGAAACUUGCUAGUCUUGGUGGAUCAGCAUGCUGCCCACGAGCGUGUCCGUUUGGAGCAGCUUAUUAUUGAUUCUUAUGAGAAGCAACAGCCACAAGGCUCCGGUCGGAAAAAGUUAUUGUCUUCCACUAUAAGUCCUCCACUAGAGAUACCAGUGACCGAGGAACAAAGGAGACUCUUAUGGUGUUAUCACGCAAAUCUGGAAGAUCUGGGUCUUGAAAUUAUAUUUCCAGACACUAGUGAUUCUCUGGUCCUUGUAGGAAAAGUACCACUCUGUUUUGUAGAAAGAGAAGCCAAUGAACUUCGCAGAGGAAGGCCUACUGUGACCAAGAGUAUCGUAGAGGAACUUAUUCGAGAACAAGUGGAGCUACUCCAGACCACAGGAGGCAUCCAGGGGACUUUGCCACUGACUGUCCAGAAGGUGUUGGCAUCCCAAGCCUGCCAUGGGGCCAUUAAGUUUAAUGAUGGCCUGAGCGUAGAGGAGAGCUAUCGCCUUAUUGAAGCUCUGUCCUGGUGCCAGCUGCCGUUCCAGUGUGCUCAUGGGAGACCGUCCAUGCUGCCAUUAGCUGACAUAGACCACUUGGAGCAGGAAAAGCAGAUUAAACCCAAUCUUGCAAAACUUCGUAAAAUGGCCCAGGCCUGGCGUCUCUUUGGAAAAGCAGAAGGAUAUAAUACAAGGCAAAGCCUGCAGGCAUCCAUGUCUCCUUGUGAGCCACCAUGAGAACAGGAUUAUGGGUCCGUAAGGAGCCAAAGGGAUGCUGUGUGGCUCUCGGCAGACAGCAUGACCUGCAGGCACCGUGGAGUCGGGACUGAAUCAGCCUGUGCACACAAGCAACGUACCAGUCUUGCUGGAGCAGAUGCUCUCACCAGUCGAGGAGCCAGAUGGAAUUCAAGCUUAAAGACAGUUCAUUCAUUUGCAUCCAUGGACACGGGAGGUUGCCCUAUAAUAUCAAUUUUUCGGUAACUUAUUUAGGGAUAAAAUUUCAUGAUUGUCUUCUUGUCUGGUUAGUUGGUUUGUGGUUUUCUUGGGGGUGGAGUGGGAUUUUUUGGUUUUGUUCUGCAGUUUUUUCCAGCUCAUGGUUGGCACUGGUGUAGUUUACCUGAUGCUGAAUUCCCAGGGAUCAAGUUCACCUUUGUAAACUGCCCACAGCCGUGCUCCAUUGGUCUCCUCCUGUACUUCCAGUCUUCUUCGCUUCCCUCUGCUGCUUCUUUACAUCCUAAAUCUUGGGCUUAAAGAGUUUCUCUACACGCAAUAAAAAUGCUGUCUGCCGUCUUCCACUAAGUCUGUAGUUAGAUUAUUUUAGGGAUAAAAACUAUUGAUAAAGAGAAACAAGGACAAGGAUAGAAUAAGGAAAAUGUAAAGUCCUUCUCCUGGUUUUUUUUGUUUGUUUUAUUGUCUUUAUAAAGACUCAGACUGAUGUUGUUUAUAUCCCAAACCAGUUAAAUGGUGAAAGUACUAUGAGCUUGUUUCUUAAAAUAUGAUUUUUUUGUACUUUAUACAGUGUCUCUUUACAUGAAAGCAAUUUUCUCAUCAAAAUGCAGCAUUUAUUCUUUCAACCUAACCAGAUGUGUUCUCCACAUUUUUUCAGGAGACAGGGUUCUUUUGGUCCCUUUCAAAUUAUGUCUUGGUUUUAUUACAAUGUGCCUAUCUAAUGGCCUCAUAAUUUCAUUUGGGACCAGGACUGAGCUUUCUGCAAAUGGCACUCUUAAUCUGUAUUUCCCCCCACCUAUUUAGAUGACUUGAUUUUUGGUUAAUAAGACUUAACAGACUAAAGUCCUACGGAAGGAAAACAAAAAAGCACACACAUACAAAAAGAAAGAAACAGCUGGUCAUGUUUGUUGCAACUGGGAUGCUGUACAAUGAGAAAGAUGCUGCAAUGAGAACUUCCACUUUUGUAUUUCCUGACCAGCCUGCUCAAAUUGGCCUUUGUAUCAAUGGAAUUAUUUUCCUCAUUUUUUAAUACAGGAAACAAAUUUGUGCUCAUGGAAGAAGUUUGUUUGCCAGAAGCCCUGCAGUGAAUCUUACAGGAGCAAUGAAGUAUUGCAUUCAUUAGCGUGUGCCUCAGAGAAGGUUCAGGGAAAGCCUUCACUGGUUUUCAAGGGGAUCCUUGUAGAAUUACGUAAUUGGAACCCUGAAGAAUAGGCACCACUGUCUAGAAAUGGUCUCUAUUGUUCUAAAUACGCAUAAACGGUUUCAUAGACAGGGAGACAUGACCUUAGAAAGGAGGGUGUUUUCAGGGGAUUUGCAAGGCUGUGGGGCUCUGCCUCCAGGCCCAGUGGGGUGCCAUGGCCUCUGGACCUCUGCCUCCACUCUCCGGAACUACACGGAGGCCAGCUGUCUGGGGAGUUUCAAAAAUCUUUUUAGGUCAGACCAAUUUAUGGGAUUAAAAAAAGUGUCACAAUAUCUCUUAUAUUAGGAGGAUGGGUGCAGCUUCCAGAGGUUUUGCUAUAAUCCUAAGCGACUGUUUUCUUGAGAAUAGCAU